This is a messenger RNA of Funneliformis geosporum, 444 nucleotides long. The record is from the annotation of a GenBank genome assembly. Lineage: Eukaryota; Fungi; Glomeromycota; Glomeromycetes; Glomerales; Glomeraceae.
AUGGCAAAGAGCAUGCGUAGUAAAGUCAAGAGACGUUUCCGUGCAAUUAAACGACAGUCUGUCUUUGAACCAGUUGAAGCUGCUCGAGUACAAAGACUUGCUGGAAAUCAAGUAGAGGCAGUUGGACUACAACAAAUGAAAUCCACGUUAAUAGAAAAGGAGGGAUCACAAGAACAAUCACCAACGCAGAACGCAAAUUUAUACUCUACAACAGAUAUAACUUCAGGUUCGUUAUGUUAUGGAAUAUUAGGAUUGAUCGAUCCUGAUAUUAUUGAUUCAACGAACUUUGAAGGGUUAAUGAAUAUGGUAAUAGAUACUGAUGCUCCAAAGAUUUCUACAAGUGGACCAAGGAAUAGUAGACAUCAACAAUGGAAAAGGAAAAAGCUUGCUGGGAAAAAGAAACUUGCUGGGAAAAAGAAACGGAAUGUUUUAGUACAUUUUUAA